AUAAAUGACGCUGUUUUACAAGUUAUAUCAACCAUUACGGUCUCAUUUUUAUAAGUUUAAUAUAAAUACAUAUGUUUUAUCAAAGCAAAGCUAUAGUGCUAAGAAAAUUGUUCACUUAGAAACCCUAAUUACGAAAGAUGAUAUAUAUGAGGAAAUGAAAAGUGAUUUAUCUACCGUAGAAUGGAAAAGGAUACGAGAAAAAAUUCUUCAAAAAAAUACAGAAAUCACACCAUCCAUUGUAGACUCCAUAAUCAUAGAUAUGUGUGUCAAGUAUUUCCAUGUGAAUAACGCUAUUGCAUAUUUCAAAUUCUUGAGAGAAAAUAAUUAUUCCUUGAAUGCAGGAGUGAUUGGAAAAUAUCUUAAACUCUACAUUUUGAAACAAAAUUCUUUGACCAAUGCAGAUAAAAUAGAAAUUGUAGAAACAUACAAUGAUUUGAUGCAGAAGUAUCAGUAUUUGGAUUCCGUUACAGCUGAAGAAUGUAUAAUAAGCUUAUGUUUGACAGAUGAGUGGGAGAAAACGCAAGAUAUAAUAGAAAUGGUGAAGAUUACCACUUCUCCAGGCUCUGCUAUAUAUUCUGCAUUAGCUAGUGCAGCAUUUAGAAAUGGAAAACCCAACAUUGCAUGGAAAACACUGACAGAUAUAGUGUUGCGCAAACAGAUUCCACAAAAAAAUAUAUACUUAUCACAUCUACAAUAUUGCCUGCUGGAAAAUGCAAAAUUUUUUAACAAUAGACUAGAAGAGAUGUUUCAUUUCUGGAUUAAACACAGUAUAAUACCAUAUGAUCAAAUUAUAAGAGCAUAUGCUAAUACAGCUAUCAAAUAUGGUUGGUCUUCAGAUCGUGUAACAAUCUCCAAAAAAACGGGAAAUUGUCAACAUUGCGGUAAUUUUUUAUCCAAAAUAACAUUUAGUAAAGACGAAUUUCAGAAAUUGGCAAAAUGUGUGAUGGACAAAGUGAUUAUAGGAUCGGACAUCUAUAAUAAAACUAAUCCAAAAGAAUUGUUGAAAUUUAAGGAAUUUAUUGAAAACACUAAACCUUUUGACGUAGUUAUUGAUGGACUUAAUCUAACUUAUAUGAAUCUUUCCGCACCAAAAUUACAUUUGCUAAUCAAUAUAGUAGAGCAUUUCAAAAAACGCGGUAAAAAAGUACUCGUAUUGACGCGGAAACAUCAAAGGAAGCUAUCUGAAUUUAAACACAUAGAGCGAAAUGCGUUCGUCUUCCUCAUAGAUAAUUUAUCCGCUGAUGAUCCUUACAUACUGUAUGCAACUAUGGCGUGUGGAAUGAAUGCAAUGUUUGUUUCGUCAGAUUUAAUGCGACAACAUAAGUAUUCCUUACAAAAUGAAGAUUUACAACACAAAUUUAAGAAGUGGCAGUUUUCCCAUCAGUACUUCAUCAAGUUCAGUGCAACUGGUAUGCGCAUUCAAGACCCUUUUAUCUAUUUACCGAUUGUACAAAAGAGUGAUAACUGUUGGCACGUGCCGUGUGUCACUGAGGAUCUUAGUAAGGAGACUUUAAAGGAGUUUUAUGAAUUUUCAGAUAAGUGGUACUGUUUUAAGUAUAAUGAAAAAAAAAUGUAUUAAAAUAUAAAU
Molecule: messenger RNA, 1588 nt
Organism: Trachymyrmex cornetzi
Lineage: Eukaryota; Metazoa; Arthropoda; Insecta; Hymenoptera; Formicidae
Gene: mldr
Product: mitochondrial ribonuclease P catalytic subunit
Exons: 4
Coding region: 5-1579 (524 amino acids)
Biological process (GO): mitochondrial tRNA 5'-end processing; tRNA 5'-leader removal
Cellular component (GO): mitochondrion; mitochondrial ribonuclease P complex
Molecular function (GO): ribonuclease P activity; protein binding
Source: RefSeq, a predicted model, not a curated record